Messenger RNA from Mollisia scopiformis, 1900 nucleotides. Its product is annotated as serine/threonine protein kinase-like protein. Gene Ontology annotation, biological process: protein phosphorylation. Bases 193 to 1716 code for a protein of 507 amino acids. Lineage: Eukaryota; Fungi; Ascomycota; Leotiomycetes; Helotiales; Mollisiaceae. Gene Ontology annotation, molecular function: ATP binding; protein serine/threonine kinase activity. The transcript has a single exon. The record is from RefSeq and is a predicted model, not a curated record.
UCUCUUCUGUACACCACCGGUGACAUUCAUACCGCACUCCCAAUACCGCCAGCAAAUGCAUAUCGAAACAAAUACCUCCAACAUAUUUUCCUUUACUGUUCAGCACCAGAUGCUCACCGCGAAGAAUCACCAGGAUCAUCGAAAUUACCGUUCUCAAAUCCGGGUCGACGCUGAGCGUCGUCGAGGGGCACCAUGAAGCCAGCACCCGCCCUGACGACCGUUCGCGGAUUCCAUACCCCUCUGCAUAGAUCAGAAGACGAAGAUUCGGACUACGGAACGAAUACUCCAUCUCGACGACAUAAGAUCAAUGAUGUUGUCAGCGCGAACUCUAGUCCGAUGCUGCGAGGAGCCUCUUCUCCAGGAAUGAGCGGCAUCAGCAGUGGCAUCAAGAAGCUGCAAAAGCUUCAAUUGGAUACUCUCAAUCUCGACAGCGAUUCGCGAAACAGCUCGUUCGUGCGCAGCAGAAGCCAGCUCAGGUCGCAACCACAAAGCAGUACGGGAACCUGUACCUCCGACGGUUUCAGCGACGAUGAAACUUCCGACAUCACCAGCUACGAAGUCCCCCUCGAAAACGAUUUUGUGAGCGAGAGCGUGGUUGAGAAGCCCCUAUUCGGCGCGAUCGAGGGUGGACUGGUCCAAGAUACACUCGCGCGAAAGAUGACUGCCUCCGACUUCGACCCUCUUCGAUGCCUGGGAAAGGGAACAUUCGGAACUGUUCUCUUGGUCAAGCAACAAGCAACAGGGCGUCUCUACGCGCAGAAACAAUUCAAGAAAGCCUCCUUAACCGUGCACAAGCGCCUCAUCGAACAAACCAAGACCGAGCGCUCGAUCCUCGAAAGCGUAAAUCGUCACCCAUUCGUUGUCAAAUUGUUUUACGCGUUCCAAGAUCACGAGAAAUUAUAUCUGAUAUUGGAAUAUGCACAAGGAGGAGAGCUCUUCACACAUCUCGCGCAGGAGCGUAUGUUCACCGAGGAAAUCGCGUCGUUUUACAUGGCCGAGAUGGUCUUGGCGCUGGAGCACCUUCAUCGCAACUUGGGCGUCAUUUAUCGCGACCUGAAGCCCGAGAACUGCUUGCUGGAUGCCGACGGACAUCUGCUACUGACCGACUUCGGGCUUUCAAAAGUAGCGGUAGACGAGAACGACAGAUGCAACAGCGUUCUUGGCACAGUCGAAUAUAUGGCACCAGAAGUGAUACUGGGACAGAAGUAUGGCAUGGCGGUUGACUGGUGGUCUUUUGGCGCUCUUGGCUUCGAUCUGUUGACAGGAAACCCUCCCUUUCAAGGACAGAAUCAUGCCAAGAUCCAAGAGAGGAUCGUCAAGCAGAAACUGGUCAUGCCCUACUUCUUGGGUCCUGAUGCGAAAGAUCUUCUCACUCGACUGUUGCGCAAGGAACCAAACAAGCGACUCGGCUCCAAUAUGCCGAAGGAUAUGCUGACCAUCAAGAAGCAUCGAUUCUUUCGUAAGAUUGACUGGAGAAAGCUUGCAAAGAGAGAGAUCGAGCCGCCGAUUCAGCCCUUGAUCACUGAUCCGGAGCUUGCAGAGAAUUUCUCUGCUGAUUUUACGGAAUUGGCUCUCAGCCCUGUGUUGACUAGUUCCAAAGCGCCAUGGAGUUCCACGAGUGCGAAUGAGAAUAAUCCUUUUGGUGGUUUCAGCUUUGUUGCCAGUUCGAGCAUGUUGGAGGGGAACGGGUUCGCCGACGCCGGUUUGCUAGUAUAGACAGAUUUUCAUAACGGUUCUGGAAAUGAACCUGGUAUAGGGUUAUAGGAUACAGGAGAUUCGUACACGGUGGAGAGUAAUAUGGUGCAUACCUCUUCAGCCGUUGUGUCAGGCAUUGGAGAAGAUCAUAAUGCGUGAUCCAGAGUGGGUCAUUAGAGUUUAUAGCAAAUUAUGUUUCCUUGAG